This is a messenger RNA of Drosophila persimilis, 1797 nucleotides long. RefSeq lists its product as uncharacterized. Bases 54 to 1676 code for a protein of 540 amino acids. The transcript is spliced from 10 exons. The record is from RefSeq and is a predicted model, not a curated record. NCBI's taxonomy places the organism in Eukaryota, Metazoa, Arthropoda, Insecta, Diptera, Drosophilidae.
ACGCAGAGAAGAUACGCUUAUUGUUUACUAAAAACACCAAUACGUUGGAUAAAAUGUCCUUUAAUGCCGCCGGUGAUUAUCAGCUUGUGAUGCAAACCUAUAAGUACAAAAAGCACAACAUCAUCUGCAGCACGAAAGUGCUGCCGAGCCAGAUAAACCACUUUGGCAAGAAAUUAUGUGACUAUCACUGGAUGACGCCUGCCCGCUGGACCAAUGUUGAGAGCGGCUUGUGGGACCUGCUGGAGAAGGAGCAGGACGUUCAAAAUGUGCAUGCCGACCUCCUCAUUGACCACAUCAAAGUGCGAGUGGAUUCCACCGAAUACCGGCACUCAGCUUCCCAGCUACUCUUACCAGGGGUUAUACUCUCGAAAAGUGACCUGUCUCUUAGUGUAAAGCUCGAAUAUAUACCGCAAGAAGAUACUAAAAAUAUGAGAAAGGCUAUCGACAGUUCCAUCAAACGCGAAGUCGUUGCAUCAAAAGCCAGCGACCUUGAAGCGAAAGCUAAGAAAGUGCACAAAGAUAAUAAGUCCAGCCACGGUCACGGUUCUCGCGAAAAUAAAACAACCAAACGGAUGCACAAGAUACUUUCAGUUGAUAAACAGAAAGAACCCGCUCCGGAGACGCUCAAGGCGCGGAGCCCUCGGAGAUCCAUUUCACAAGAUUCUGAGAAAGAUAAACCCUCUAAGCCAGUUAAAAGAACGCAAAGUUCUCUUUCAAUAGACCAACAGAUAGAACCUGCUUCGGAGACGGAAAAGGACAAGUCCAUUACUCCGGUUGAAAAUUUGCCUGCAAAGAAGCUGAGCUCUCGGAGAUCCAUAUCACAAGAAUCUGAGAGAUCUAAAACCUCUAACAGAGGUGGCUCUUCGCUUGAAAAGAAGCCAAUUAAACGAACGCAAAGUUCCCUUUCAAUUGACCAAGAGGUAGAACGCGGUCAGGAGAAGCGCAAGGGUCGAAGAUCCGUUUCACAACAUUCUGGGAAAGAAAAAGCCUCUAACAGCGGUCGCUCUUCACGUGAAAAGAAGCCCAGCAAACGGACGCAUAUAGAAUCGCAGAAUUCCAGCCCCAGCUCUGUGGGGCCGAGUCCCCCAGGACGCCCCCGCCGCUCACUAACGCGUCCAAGUCAUUUGGAUGACUUCAUCGUAGGAAGGAAGACAAAGACUGAAAAAAUCGUCUCGCCAGAGAAAGUGAUUUCCAAUGGGAAGGGGAAAGAUUCGUCGCCAUCAAAACCCGAUCCCAUGGAGGCGGUCGCUGCGCUAGGACUUGGUCCAUGUCCGCGCAAGGUGGAUAUUCUAUUAAUGGAUAAAAUGGAGAAAGAAGAGGUUUUGAAUACAUUCUCCAAGUACCAAAGCGACCUGAAUCAAUUUUUUACGGAACAUCGGCAAAAGAGAACAGAUAAAUUUAUGGGCAUUCAGCAUGUACACGUCAUAGAUAUAAUGCGCAGAGACGUUGAAGUCAGCAUGCUCGAGAAACUGGGCACAGUGUUUGGCAACCGUUCAGCAUAUGCAUCGCUACAGAUCAAUGCUCUCCUGCCAUUGUGGAUUGUGCGUCUCUUUAUGGACACAUUCAAUUUUGCUACCGCUGAGGAGGCAGUGCAACAGAUCAAGGACCAAUUGGAAUACAGCACAUACCAGAAAGCCGUAAAUGAAGAGCCUCUGGAAUCGGAUUUGGAGUACUGAUUAAAACACACUCUUUGUUUGUAUUCUUUAUUGUGUUGGAAUCCUGUUUUGUUUCUUAUUUCGCAUGCAUGCAUUCUUAUUCGGUUUCAUCAAAAUUAAACUUUUACUUCAUCCGGCCGAA